Molecule: messenger RNA, 795 nt
Organism: Trichoderma atroviride IMI 206040
Lineage: Eukaryota; Fungi; Ascomycota; Sordariomycetes; Hypocreales; Hypocreaceae
Source: RefSeq, a predicted model, not a curated record
CAGGGCGGUCCCGAUUACUAUGAAGACUAUGAUCAAGGUUACCUAGAGGCAGCUGCUUACUAUGACGCCGACACCAACGCCUUUGUUAUGCCCUAUGCCCAGCCUGUUACCCGUCGUGCCAUGACUCCACCUCCCAGUAACCGUCAAGGUGCUCCGAGGGGCGGCUCGCGUGGCCCCGGCCCGCGCUUCCGCGGUGCUAAUGGAAAUGGCGGAACCUUCUCUCCCGGCCCUGGUGGACGUCCUCGCGCUGGAUCGGCCUUUGGUCCAAGACCGGAUUCCUCCGCAUCUGGCGCAUGGGCUCGCCAAAACCAGCCAAAGAAGAACUUGCCUCCUCCGGCUGCUUUAACCACGCUGCCAACGCCAGCUAAGCUCGGUGACGAUUCUUUCGCCAUCUUCAACGCCGCUGAUUUUGCUCCCCCGUCAAGCAUCAGGGAUAAUGUUGCCGGCCGCAGCCAAAGCCCCUUUGGCGAGCGAAAGGCCUUCCUGCAGCCACCAACUGCAGCCACACCACUGGCGACUGCUUUUGAAGAUCUAACACCUUUGCCCAGCCCACACUUGCUCCGAAAAUCCAGCACCUUCACCGGCCUGGAUUUCGCCCCUCCCAAGAAGUUCAGAGAUCCCGAAGUUGCCAGCGACGCAGGCAGCAUCAGGAGUAACAAGAGCGGCAUCUCUCAGACGCAGCUCAAUGCCAUCCGCAGUGGAGCAGGCCGCAUCAGUCGCCUUCCAGGUGACACAGUUUUCACGACAGCUGCCAUGGACGACCAGCUGAAGCCCUCAUGGACGCUGCGACCUUAG